GUUCAUUCAACGGCCCUGAUCGAUUCAUCCUAAAGUCACAGCCUUCUCGUGCCGCAGGUCUUGCUCGCUCGCUCGUCGGGCAAUUGGCAUGCUCAGCGCGUGUUCCUUUCAUACUAUAUAAACAACAUCGAUUUCUUCUUUCAUUGAACCAUAAUUUUCUUCACUUCCUCUUUUGCCUAUCUGCUUAACUUACUAUGACAAACCCGAGGGACGAUCGUUUGUUCUCAAGCCUUUCAAAGGCCCGCAAAAGCCCUCCUGGAGGGGAUUCUCAAAAUAGUGGUUUUUUCCAGACGGGACAGGGUGGGCGAACUGUGCUCCCUCCUCUUUCUUCAGCGUUUCCAACCUCACCCUCUUCAGCUCCCAACUAUCCUUCAUAUUCCCAGCAACGUUCAUCUCCUGGAAAAAGUGAUCAUAGCACUUCAACCUAUGGUCAAUGGUCCUCUACGGUACCAGUUGCCCCACAGCAUUCAGGUUAUUAUGAACACUAUGACCGAUAUCCUCCUCAAGCUUCAUACUCGAGCUAUCCUCCCCGCAGCUCACCGACGAUCCCUGCCGAUUCUCACGGUUCUCGCAAGUUGCCUCCAUUAAACGUGUCCGAAAGAUACCAGGGCAGUUACGGUGCAGUGGCACCUCAUGUCUCCAACUAUGGUGAUAUCCGCUCGCCCACCGCUACCUACCCUACCGAGUAUUCUUCCGCUCCUUACCCACCUCAGACCUCAUCAUACUCAUAUCCUCCCGUCCCUGAUCCACGUCACCACCAUUCCAGUCAAAUCUCAUCGAUGCAUCACUCCCAGCAGAUGUCCAUCGGCAUGUACCCGGGGGCCGAGCGAGGUAUGCCUGUACAAGUCGAGGCGCAUGGCCACUCCCCCUACGCCCGAGGCCCAAUCACCAACUCAGUGCUAACCCAAGAGCCUGCUCCAAUGAUGGUUAAUGAUGAGCCUGUCAUUAAGAAAAAGCGUAAGAGAGCCGACGCCGCUCAGUUGAAAGUCCUGAACGAAACUUACGCUCGCACUGCGUUUCCUUCGACUGAGGAACGAGCAGAGCUCGCCAAGAAACUAGAUAUGUCAGCCAGGAGCGUCCAGAUCUGGUUCCAAAAUAAGCGGCAGUCAAUGAGACAGACUACCCGACAGUCGUCGACAUCAGUGUCGACUCCCCAUCAACCAUUUAACAUGUCAUCUCAGACUGACGAAGUAUCGCAUACUUCAUUUGGUGGCGGCAGCAUCAGCCCCACGACCGUCCCUCAUUCCUCAUACAUUUCGCGUUCAAAUCAGGACGCUCGGUCCGUGGCACAGGACAGCCGGUCACCUAUCCCCCAUCGACGCGAAGAAGAUCCUCGUAAAUGGCAGCAACCCGGUCGCUACUGAGUAUUGAUCGUUGCCUAAACACCAUGUCUUUCAUUUCAGCUAGAUUCAUUCUCUCCUCAUAACAGAAGCGUCGUCAUCCUUUUGCAUUCAGGACCUCGAUCAUUCAUUAUCACCGUAUUAACUUACUCGCUAGCCCCUUAAUACCCAUUCAUAUUGAAUUUUAUAUAUCCAUAUCACCCCCACG
Molecule: messenger RNA, 1548 nt
Organism: Suillus paluster
Lineage: Eukaryota; Fungi; Basidiomycota; Agaricomycetes; Boletales; Suillaceae
Exons: 4
Coding region: 195-1364 (389 amino acids)
Biological process (GO): regulation of transcription by RNA polymerase II
Molecular function (GO): DNA-binding transcription factor activity, RNA polymerase II-specific; RNA polymerase II cis-regulatory region sequence-specific DNA binding
Source: RefSeq, a predicted model, not a curated record